Molecule: messenger RNA, 2332 nt
Organism: Camarhynchus parvulus
Lineage: Eukaryota; Metazoa; Chordata; Aves; Passeriformes; Thraupidae
Gene: SNAP25
Product: synaptosome associated protein 25
Exons: 8
Coding region: 190-810 (206 amino acids)
Biological process (GO): synaptic vesicle fusion to presynaptic active zone membrane; exocytosis; synaptic vesicle priming
Cellular component (GO): synaptobrevin 2-SNAP-25-syntaxin-1a-complexin I complex; plasma membrane
Molecular function (GO): SNAP receptor activity; syntaxin-1 binding; voltage-gated potassium channel activity
Source: RefSeq, a predicted model, not a curated record
UGAGGGCACGGCUCCCGAUCCAUUGAAGAAGGAGACCCGCGGAGGUCAGCAGCCUCCUGUCCUUGCCUCCCAUCCAGCUGCGGCACCGACCCACCGACCCCGCCGCGCCGCGCUCCGCCAGCCCAGGCUCACAAAGCAGCUGAGUGCAAAUCCUGAUCCGCAGCAUCCCCAAAUACCCCCCCAGCUAAAAUGGCGGAAGACGCGGAUAUGCGCAAUGAGUUGGAAGAGAUGCAGCGGCGUGCCGACCAGCUCGCUGAUGAAUCCCUUGAGAGCACCCGUCGAAUGCUGCAGCUUGUUGAAGAGAGUAAAGAUGCUGGUAUCAGGACUUUGGUUAUGUUGGAUGAGCAAGGAGAACAACUGGAACGCAUCGAAGAGGGAAUGGACCAAAUCAAUAAGGACAUGAAAGAAGCAGAAAAGAAUUUGACGGACCUAGGAAAAUUCUGUGGUCUUUGUGUCUGUCCAUGUAACAAGCUUAAAUCAAGUGAUGCUUACAAAAAGGCCUGGGGCAAUAACCAGGAUGGUGUUGUAGCCAGCCAGCCUGCACGUGUCGUAGAUGAACGGGAGCAGAUGGCCAUCAGUGGUGGCUUUAUCCGCAGGGUAACAAACGAUGCCCGGGAAAAUGAAAUGGAUGAGAACCUGGAGCAGGUCAGUGGCAUCAUUGGCAACUUACGUCACAUGGCCUUGGACAUGGGCAACGAGAUCGACACACAGAACCGCCAGAUUGACAGGAUCAUGGAGAAGGCUGAUUCCAACAAAACCAGGAUUGAUGAAGCCAACCAGCGUGCAACAAAGAUGCUGGGCAGCGGUUAAAUGCAGAGAAGUGCAUUUCCUUUUAAUGCUGUCCAGCAGGGCAGCACCUUCAUGCUUUUAUCAUGGUAUUUAUCUACUAGGUUUGCACACAUGCACAUAUCAGCCCCAUUGUAAAUGUUGUCCUGUGUAGUUUGUCAGCUUUCCAAAAAUGAUACUUGUAAUUAUUUUUUUCUAGAUAUCUUUCUUUCCAAAGGUUGUACAUAGUGCUGAUUUGAUGGCUAUAGCUCACUAUGAUGUUUUUUGGGGUUCUUCCUUUCCUUUCCUUGUUUCUGUUUUGGAUUCCUUUCCUUUUUUUUCCUUCUCAUUUUUCUUUUUUUUAAAUGAUGUUUGCUGAAUGACAACACUGUUGGAAUGCUAAACGUGCUGUUAACCUUUAAAUAUACAGUAUUGUUCUUGUAAAACUGUGACAUUCCACAGAGCUACUGCCAUGCUCCUGUCUUUGGGUAUCAUGAUGUUUAAGCACUUAAACCUGCUGUCUUCAGUUCUUCAUUGCCAUUAUUUGUUGUUAUGAUUUCAUGAUUAGACAAUGUGAAAUUAUAUUACUAUAACAAGCAUUGCACUAAAAAGUGAUGUGAUUUAUGCAGUUAUGCAUGAGGAAUAAAUAGACUUUUAGACUCCUACUUAAACAAGAAUUUUCCCAUGGCAGUAGCACACCAACAAUGACAACAAAAGCAUGCUCAGUAUUCGGACUCUUUUGGGACUAUGUUAUACCAGCAAGUUUGCAGUUGUGCCACUUUUUUCUUGUUGAUAUAUAUAUAGUUAUUAAUCAUGAUCAUUUUUUUUAAUUAUGAAAAAAGAGGGAUUUGGCACUCACCAUUUAGCCAUUGCCAGCAAAAUAAAAGCUUGGCUGAAAAUAUGUCAAAGACAAAAAGAAAUAAGUGUAAUAUAUUGGGUUUGUCUGCUGCUUUUGAAGACUAUCUUUUGGAGGAAACAACUACCAUAUGAAAUGGUGCAAAGAAAUGUAAUUUUUAUAAGGCUCUCUCUUACUAGUCGCUAUCCCCAUGUGGUUUGUUAUCGGUACAGUUCUCUGUUGCUUACCUAGAGCUAUGCACACCAAAUCGCUGAGAUGUUUAGUAGCUGACAAUUAAAAAAUAAUUAAAAAACCUAAAUGAAUGAACUCUAGAUAAACUGUGAGAUAAAUAUCAUUUACAGCAUGUAAUAUGAAAAUUCCUUAUGUCUCCUGUCAGUUUGUGAAGUGAUUGACAUUUUGUAGCUAGUUUAAAGAUUAUUAAAAAUUAUAGAUCUCAGAAUCCAUGCUUGCUUUAUCCAUUUGUUGCCCUAUGUGUCAGUGACAACUUCUUAUUUGCAAAUCGCCUGGGAGAGGAAGUGCAAAGUCUAAAGACUCUUUACAAACUGCUUUUGUAUUGUGUUUCAUGGGAAACUAAAGAUUUUGGUUUGCAAAACUGUAGAAAGGUAACUACACUAAAAAUAACACUUGGUACAUUCUCCAAGUGACUGUUAUUUUUAAUAACCUGGCUUGUAUUGCCAAACACUGAAUCAAAAUAUUUUUCUCAUGUUCAAG